Molecule: messenger RNA, 1136 nt
Organism: Cephus cinctus (wheat stem sawfly)
Lineage: Eukaryota; Metazoa; Arthropoda; Insecta; Hymenoptera; Cephidae
Product: NEDD8-conjugating enzyme UBE2F
Exons: 5
Coding region: 237-785 (182 amino acids)
Source: RefSeq, a predicted model, not a curated record
CCCUUUUUCUGCCUCUGCAGUAAAAAAUUUGUACUUCAGUCAGCUUGGAUUUCUGCCGUUAACGUUCAAACGUUUUGGAAUUACAGAACGAAAAGUUGAGUAGGCUUGACUAUUCUUUUUUAUAAGGGAUACAAAUUGUCGCGUAGUACCUUAUUUUUAGAAAAACUGUUGCCUAUGAUUUGGUAUAAAGAAUAACUUGAUAUAUAUUUUUAUGAAACAAAAUAUUCAUAAAAGUAAUGAUUACGCUUAGAGGAAAAUUAAAAAAAGAUGGAGAUGUCUCAAACUCAAAGAGUAAAGAAUAUAAUAAACGUGCCUCUGUCAGGGAUAAACUAUUGGUUAAAGAGGUACAGGAAAUGGAACAAACUCUUCCUAGUACAUGUCAAGUAACAUUUGACGAUCCACAUCGAUUACAUGAAUUUAUACUAAUGAUUGUUCCUGAUGAAGGCUAUUGGGCCGGUGGACGAUUUUAUUUCCAAAUUUCAAUGUCUGAAGAGUACAACAUGGCUCCACCGAAAGUAAAGUGUACAACUAAGUUGUGGCAUCCAAAUAUUAGUGAAGAAGGAGCUGUGUGUCUCUCAAUACUUAGACAAAAUAGCAUCGAUGGAAUGGGAUGGGCUCCUACACGAAAACUUAAAGAUGUUAUUUGGGGAUUGAAUUCUUUAUUCACAGAUCUCCUAAAUUUUGAUGACCCCUUGAAUAGAGAUGCGGCUGAACUAUAUCUAAAGGAUAAGGAUUCUUUCAGGAGUAAAGUAAAGGAUUAUGUUAGACAAUAUGCUAAAAGAUGAUUGCCAUCCUGGAGAAAAUUAAUCCAAAAACAAUUAAUUGUACAUUUACUAAAUCAACUCUGCGGUUUUUGUCAAACCUUGAACUACAACAGAUUCUGAGAUAUGUUAUAUUGAUCAUUAUACAUUUAAUGUUUUGCUACUAGUCCUCUUACGUCGAGCGAUAAUGUUUUCCUCACAAGUCUAAUUAGCAAAAAUAUUUUUGCUUUUGACACAUUUGAUUUAAUCUUAAUAGUACCUAUGAUCUUUGCAGAUACUUGCUGUACGAAAUAUGUACAAUAAGUUUAUCUGUGUCACAGCGAAUUAUUGUCAUGGAGAGAAAGUAAUUGUAAAUAAAAAAAUAUUUAAUAAUAA